This is a messenger RNA of Aegilops tauschii subsp. strangulata, 2478 nucleotides long. Lineage: Eukaryota; Viridiplantae; Streptophyta; Magnoliopsida; Poales; Poaceae. The record is from RefSeq and is a predicted model, not a curated record.
AUGGCGCCCAAGAAUGCUCGGGCCGCUCCCUCGUCGUCUUGGUACGAGCCGACGCUCGAUGCGCUGAGCAUUUCGGACAAGAACCUAGCCAUCGUGCUCCUGAUGAUGGCGGAGGGUGACGAGAAGAGGAAGACUGAGCUCCGGGCUGGCUCCGCCGAGCUGGAGGCCUCCGGCGGCACCUUCUACCGCUUCUUCAUGAGCAGCAUCGUCGCCGGGUUAGUUCCCCCUUUCUCCGACUUCUUCUACUCUGUUCUCUGCCAUUACAAGAUCCACACCCUCCAUCUUCGCGCGCAUCGCCCCUUGUGGAAGCUUGGAGACGAAGGGGACGACCUCUGCCUGCGCCCGGUGGCCCUUUCUGAUGAGGAGUUGCGCUCGGCCCUCCGCUCCUUGGUUGGGAACGAUCAAGGGUACCCGCCGGACUCCUUCGUUCCCUUGUUCCGCCACUCAAAUGGGGCGGAGGCUGCCGCCGUCAUGCCCGUCUUCGACGGGCGUGGGCUUGUGCCGCCCGCGCCUUCGAAUGUCCUGGUGACGAUGACUCAAGUGGACGUGUCUUCCGACGAGUCUCGCAAGGAGGAGGAGGAGGAGCGCGACUCGAAGGCGACCCGCAAAGGGGCGGGGGAGACCUCCCCCUUGCGCAAGGCCGACAUCCUCCGCACCCUGCCUGAUGAUGAUGACAAGGCCGAUGUCCCCCUGGAGAGGGGGGAGCCACCCGUGGCGGGGGAAUCCAUGAGGUCCAAGGUCAGUCCCCGGAGGAGGUCACCGGCCAAGGUUCCGACGAGGGGUAGGUCGGGGCUGAUCUCCCGAGACGGCGCCCCUGCUCUGACGCUGCCUGGAGCUGCUUCCGGCCCAUCUCCUGCCCCCUCUUCUGCUCCUGGAGUCCGCGCGCCCGCGCCUCAGGCUGUGAGGCUCUCUGGUUUCAAGCUUAGGAAGCGGAGAGACUACGCCGCGGUGGACCAGUCGACGCCCGCGACAAAGAAGAGGAAGGAGGAAACAGUGGUACUUCUCGGGACCAAAUCGCCUGCGGCGGUUGCACCCCCCUCCGUGGGGAAGGGCGGUGAUGGCGCUCGCGCUUCCCCGGCCCGAUUGUCCUCGCAAGGCUUGGGGGAGCGUCCUCUAGAGGAGGCAGCCCCCGUAGCCCCGCUAGCUCCGGAGGUGCCAAUGUCCGGUCCGGUUGCUGUUGUCCCCAAAGCUCAGGAGCUCCCAGCCUCCCGGGCCAUGGUGACGAUGUUGCCUCCUCCUCCUCCCGCUGCACUGCUGACCCCGGAUCCUUCCGCCUCCCCUGACAUCCUGGAGCAUGCUCUUUCUGCGCUGACCCUGCUACGUGAGGAUCUUCAAGGCACCGACCGCCGCCUGGUGGCCGGGUGCCUGGAGCUGAUCUCUGGCUGGCUUCACUCCGAUGUGUCCGUCCGGGCGGCGCUAAGUCAGCCUGCGGCGGCCUCUGAGAAGGACAAGCAGGCUGUCGCCCAAGCUGCGGCUGCCCGCGAGGUGGCGCUGAAGGAUGCCGGGGCCGCCCAGGAUCGGUGCCGGUCGCUGGAGGCUGAGCUGGAGACCAUGCGCAAUGAGCAUGCGGACGAAGCUCGAGGCCACAAGGCGGAGGAGGAGAAGAUGAAGGCCCGAGAGGACGCCGUCAGGGGCCGCGACGCCGAGCUAGAACAGUUGGCGAAGGCGCAGGCUGCGGAGCGCACCCAGCUGGAGAAGCUAGAGCGGAAGAUGAAGGCAGAGAAGGCCGAGCUGGAAGCCAAGGCGAAGGUCCUGGCCGAGGACCGCGUGGCCUUCAAGUCCCUUGAGGAGAGGUCCCGCGUGGCGCUGCGGGCACUCUACGAGAAGGGCUUGGAGGAGCCGCUGGCUACAGAUGACGAGGGCCCCACCCAGCUGCUUCCUCAUCUAGUCGUGGUGCUUGAGGAUGUCGUGGGCGGGAUCAGCCCCUUGGAGAAGGGAGAAGCCCGCACGCUUUCCUCGGCCGCGCUGGCGCGCGUCUUCAGCCACCUCCAUCGUUGCGACCCUGACGCCAACCUUGACGAGCUGCUGGAGCCUGUGGAUGAUGAGCGCUGCACCGCUGCCGCCAAAGCCGUGAAGGGCCAGCCCCUCCGUCAGCUCUCGUCGCCGCGCGCCCACCGGAAGUCUGUAGCCGACCGAGCAUUAAUCGUGCCAUGGCUUCUUCCUCCUCUUGUCCCCGAGCUCUGCUCGUCCCUGUGCACCGCUGUAGCUCUGCUGCACCUCUCCGUCACCUUCCCUGAGCUCAUGCGCGUGCACACGCGUCCGCGGCGCCGGCCGCGUGUCCGCGGCGACACUAGCGCGACACAUCCUCGCCCCUCCUUUCCUCAGCAUCGGCCUCCCCUCACUCCCACCUCCCUCCCCAAUCAGUCAGCCGAGCCGGAGGACCUCUCCCCGCUGCCCAUCGCCGCCAUGGCCACCGUCGGGCUCUGCUCAAAUCCGAGCAGCCCCGAGCUCCUCCCCUCCUUCUACCACCACCAGUAG